CAGAAUGAGCACCCAAGUUGCUUCACUCUCUCUCUCUCUCCCUCUCCACCAAAAUAUCUAUCAACGCACAGACCACCACUCUCCAUCUCCAUGGAAGAAUCUCUCCUCUCCCUCUGAUCACUCUCCCAAUAGAACUCGCAAACACCACAUGAAUACUUCCACCUCCUCUAUCUCCUCCUCCUCCACCAUCGCCACCGCCGCGGCCACCUCCACCACCACCUCUUAACCCCCUCUCUCUCUCUCUCUCUCUCUCUCUCUCUCUCUCUCUCUCUCAACCCUAAACAAGAAAGAAACAGCAACACAGCCGCUUCCGACAGCAGGAAAUCAAGAACAAGAAAGAUGUCGGUCGAGGACUCGCUGAGAUCCCUGUCGAUGGACUACCUCAACCUCCUGAUCAACGGGCAGGCCUUCAGCGACGUCACCUUCAGCGUGGAGGGCCGCCUCGUCCACGCCCACCGCUGCAUCCUCGCCGCCCGCAGCCUCUUCUUCCGCAAGUUCUUCUCCGGAUCCGAAUCCCCCGGGGGGCCCUCCUCGGAUCCGUCCUCCGGGUCGGGCUCGAGGGUGUGCGCGCCUUCCUCGCCGCGGUCCGGGGUGAUCCCGGUGAGCUCGGUGGGGUACGAGGUGUUCCUUCUGCUGCUGCAGUUCCUGUACAGUGGGCAGGUCUCGAUCGUGCCGCAGAAGCACGAGCCCCGGCCCGACUGCGGGGAGCGCGGCUGCUGGCACACGCAUUGCACCUCCGCCGUCGACCUCGCCCUCGACACACUCGCCGCUGCCCGAUCCUUCGGCGUCGAGCAGCUCGCAUUGCUCACCCAGAAGCAAUUGGCAAACAUGGUCCAGAAGGCCUCAAUAGAGGACGUAAUGAAAGUGCUGAUAGCCUCGAGGAAGCACGAAAUGCAGCAGCUGUGGACCACCUGCUCUCACCUGGUCGCCAAAUCUGGUCUCCCACCUGAGGUCCUAGCCAAACACCUCCCCUUCGACGUGGUCACCAAGAUCGAAGAGCUCCGCCUUAAGUCGUCCCUCGCCCGCCAGUCCCUCGUGCCUCACCCCCACCACCACCCUCACCACCACCCUGGUCACCAUGAACUUGUCGCAGCUGCUGGCGCCGACCUCGAGGACCAGAAGAUUCGGCGGAUGCGGCGUGCCCUCGACUCUUCCGACGUCGAGCUCGUGAAGCUCAUGGUGAUGGGGGAGGGCCUCAACCUGGACGACGCACUGGCCCUUCACUACGCGGUGGAAAACUGCAGCCGGGAGGUGGUCAAGGCGCUGCUCGAGCUCGGGGCUGCCAAUGUGAACUGCCCUGCGGGGCCUGCGGGGAAGACCCCACUCCACGUCGCGGCCGAGAUGGUGUCCCCCGAUAUGGUGGCAGUCCUCCUCGACCACCAUGCGGACCCCAAUGUCCGCACAGUCGAUGGGGUCACCCCGCUCGAUGUGCUCCGCGCCCUCACCUCCGACUUCCUGUUCAAGGGGGCCGUGCCGGGGCUGGCCCACAUCGAGCCCAACAAGCUCCGGCUCUGCCUCGAGCUCGUCCAGUCAGCGGCUCUUGUGAUCUCGCGUGAGGAAGGGAACGCGAACGCAUCCUCGCACUCGAACAACAGCAUCUAUAACCCGCCAAUGAGCGAAGGGCAUAGCAGCGGAAGCAGUGGAGGGAACAUGUCCAAUGUGAACGUUGAUUCGAGAAUGGUUUAUCUCAAUCUUGGUGCUGCUCAAAUGGGGGUGGACUGCAGCGACGAAGCCGAGACCGGCCGUCACAGGCAAAGGCAAAGGACGCAGCAAGUGGCUUGCGACCCUUCUUCGUUGUACCACCAUCAACGUCCAGACUUUUAGCUCCGAUAUCCAACAACAAAAAACCACUGAAACAUUAUCUUCUUCGAAUCCAUAUAUAGUAUUAUAUCAUAGAGAACAGAAAGUUCCCAAUUAGACGCUCAUUUGCUGAUUCAUAGGAUCUCUCAUUUUCUUCUCUACUUAUUCUUCUCUCUCUCUCUAUAUGUUCUGGGUGUUGGUUGUUCUUGCUUCUUGUAGGGUUUCUUUGGAUGAUCAUAUUCACAUCAAGAAGAGAGAGAGCAAAGUGCCAUUUCAUAGAUGGGACGUGAUGUCUUCGAUCAGUCGGAUGGGACAAGGAGAGAGAAUCUGGUGAGUCCUUGCAGACGUUGAAGAGGAGAUCGGUCGGAUAUAAUAGAGAGAGAGAGGCUAGAGAAGAGAGAGAGAGACGCAAGUCAAUCUUUUCAAGCCCCGGCCAGUCGUCGAUGCUCUCGUGUAUUUAUUGGUAGCAGAUGGUACAUCUAUCUAAGUUAAGUUUAUAUCCAUAUAUAUUCAUUGCCCGUC
Messenger RNA from Rhodamnia argentea, 2322 nucleotides. RefSeq names its product BTB/POZ domain and ankyrin repeat-containing protein NOOT2. Gene Ontology annotation, molecular function: protein binding. The record is from RefSeq and is a predicted model, not a curated record. Gene Ontology annotation, biological process: plant organ development. The coding region runs from base 340 to 1824 and encodes 494 amino acids. Lineage: Eukaryota; Viridiplantae; Streptophyta; Magnoliopsida; Myrtales; Myrtaceae. The transcript is spliced from 2 exons.